Molecule: messenger RNA, 6510 nt
Organism: Eimeria acervulina
Lineage: Eukaryota; Apicomplexa; Conoidasida; Eucoccidiorida; Eimeriidae
Exons: 5
Biological process (GO): DNA-templated DNA replication; double-strand break repair
Molecular function (GO): DNA binding; DNA-directed DNA polymerase activity
Source: RefSeq, a predicted model, not a curated record
GGAUGGCAGGCUGAGCCCGAGAGAGUAAACGGGGUGUCUCUGCAGCAGCGUCAGCUGCAUGCAUUACGUGCAUUUAUUCCGCAAUGGAGGACAAAUCGGCUGCUUGUGUCUCUAAAUGCUGCUGUCCCUGCUGCUCGUUGCUGCAGUCUUGCUGCUUUUCGUCUCCUUCCGGUGUCUCUUCAGACACUCCGCACUCACUUCGCACCUUAUAACCUUUCUAAGCAGGCUGAGCUGUGGAUCGAGGCAGGACGUGCGGAGACACCCGAAGGCCGCAGCACUCUGCAGCAGCAAACGCCAGCAACAGGACCCCCAUCUCAGCAGCAAGACAACCAUCAGCCUCAACCCGCUGCAGCAGCAGCAGAAGCAGCAGCGGCUGCAGCAGCAGCAGAAGCAGCAGCACCUGCAGCAACAGCAGCACCUCAACCAUCACAUGCGGCACCACAUGCAGCACUACCUGCAGCAGCAGCAGCACCUGCAGCAGAAGCACCUGCAACAGCAGCAGCACCUGCAGCAGCAGCAGCACCUCAACCACCACAUGCGGCAGCAUCUGCAGCAGUACCUGCAGCAGCAGCAGCACCUGCAGCAGCAGCACUUGCAGCAUCAGCUCCUGCAGCAGCACCUGCAGCAGCAGCACUUGCAGCAUCAGCUCCUGCAGCAGCAGCACCUGCAGCAGCACCACCACCUGCAGCACCACCACCUGCAGCAGAAGCACCAGCACCUGCAGCAGCAGCAGCACGUGCAGAACCCGCGUUCUUUUCAGCACAGCUAACAGGGGCCGCAGCGGAGCCUGCUGCAGCAGUAGCAGCAGCAGCACCUGCUGCUUCAACUGCUAGCGGCGCAGCAGGCUUAUACAUAGCUGCAGCGGCUCGCGCGGAAGAGACAGUUGUAGCAGCAGCAACGGAGGCUGCAGUAAGGGCUGCUGCAUCUAGAGGAGGCUCAUCAGGAGCAGCAGCUGGUGCUGCUUUUGCUGCAGCAGCAGCAGGAGGGGAGGGAGCUACAGCAGCAACAACAGCAGCAGCAACACUGCAGACAAGCAGCAGCACCACUGGACAGUGGGGCCUCUGGUGUACUGUCUCCUCUCUCUUGCCUGCGUGGAUGGGGGCCCCCAGGGGCCCCCUGCUGCUGGGGGCCCAGGGGGCCCCUGCUGCACCUUGGAUAGGUAGGUGCAGCAGCAGCGUUGCUGCUGCUGCUGCUGCAUGCAGAUCCGGUGCUUUGCUGCAGUAUGCCUAUGGCUUCUCUCAACGCCGAAUGCUCGCCCGCGGUGCAGCAGCAGCAGCAGCAGCAGCUACUGCAACAACAACAACACCAGCACCAGCAACAGCAACAGCAGCAGCUACUACUACUACUCCAGCAGAAGUCCUCCCUGCUGUAGCAGCGCUAAGACACACCCAAAGCGGAAGCAGCAGCAGCUACAGCACGGAGAGCAGCUGCAGCACAGACCCUCAUAGCAGCGGAGGCAGCAGCAACUGUCAUAGCAUUAGCAAAGACAGCAUCAGCAACGAAAGCAGCAGCAGGAGCAGCAGCAAAAGCAGUAUCAGCGGUCUGGAUGCUUCACCGACUACCUCUACCAUGCGGCAACAGCAACAGCAACAGCAGCAGCAGCAGCGACCUACUGCUGCUGCUGCAGCUGUACGAGACACCGAAAAAGGCCUCCAGUCAGCGGAGGCGCAGCAGCAGAGUUGCUGCGCCGAUGCCUCCUUUCGUUCUCCUGUCACUUACUGGCAGCAGCAGGUGCAGCAGCAGGUGCAGCAGUCCCUACAGCAGCAGCAGGUGCAGCAGGAGCUGCAGCAGCAGCUGCGUUUGAUAUUUGUGCAGGAGAAGCGUCACGUGAACAUGCUGCUGCAGCACAUGCAGCAACAGCAGCAAACAACGGCAGAUAUGGAAGCAGCAGCAGCUGCUGCUGCUGCAGCAGCAGCACCAAUCCUGAAUGCAGCGGCUCUCCGCGCUGCGAGGACACUAGCGAGGCGCACAGAUGCAGCAGCAGCAGCAGCAGCACCUGAAGCAGCAGCAGCAGCAGCAUCUGAAGCAGAAGCAGAAGCAGUAGGUGAUGGCAGCAGCGGCAGCGAAGCUCCCGGUGCAGAUGGCGCUGGUGUAGUUGCUGCAGCAGCAAGAGGUGCAGCAAAGAAGGAGACAGGAGCAGCUCAAACUGCAGCAGCAGAGGGGCUGCUGCUGCCGCCUAUCCAGUGCUGGGGAUCGACUCCCAACGUCUCCCCGCUGCAGCAAGCGAAGGCCUUUGCAAGUACCCUGCGUCUCUGUCUCCGCUACCUCGCCCGUCUGCAGCAAAUGGAAGCGUGCAGCAGCAGCAGCAGCAGCGGCACGUCAGCAGCAGCAGCAGCAGCAGCAGCAGCAGCAAGCCGCGAGGCCGCUUCUGACGAGUGUCUCCGCCAGCUACCCGAGCGCUUGCCCAUCGACCCUUUCGAGAUGUGUCUCUCUCUGGUGGGCAGCAACAGCAGCAACAGCAGCAACAGCAACAGCAACAGCAGCAGCAGCAGCAGCACGGCAACGUAUUACUCUGGGGGCGAUCUGCUGCUGCCGGUAGCUGUCUCCUGGUUAGCUGCGAGUCCCUUGGGGCCCCACUCCCCUACAUGCGCAUCUUUACCUCUUCAUCUUACCUUUACUCUGCGUCUACCCCCAGGCCUGCUGAGGCUUCUACGCUGCACGGCACAGCAGCAGCAGCAGCAGCAGCAGCAGCAGGGUCAGCGGCAGCAUGUAGUGCUGCAGCAGCAGGAUCAGCAGCUGAUGGAGAAGCAGCUGGUGCCGCAGCAGCAGCAGCAGCAGCAGCUGGAGCAGCAGCAGCAGCAGCAACUACUCGGGGAGACUGAAGAUAUCUUACACUUUCACUUUGCUGUGCCUCAACUGCGGAGAGACUCUGCUGCCAUGCAUGUGCUGCGUCGCUGCUUGAGCUGCUGCAGCCCUGUGGGGCCGCAGCUUGGAUUUGCUGCUGCAGAUACACCCGAGGAGGCGGAGGGCGCUGCAGCAACAUCGGCAGAACCAGCAGCAGCACCGACGCCAGCAGGAGCAACAGCAGCAGAAGUGGCACCAACUGCAGCAGCAGCAGCAGGUGUAGCAGGUGUGGGGCCCCGUGUGCUGUGGGCAGCACACGACGCGAAGCAGCUGCUGCACCUGCUGCGUAAUAUCAAUCUUCCUUCUCCUCCAUCUCAGCAGCUGCAGUGUACAUCUGUUGUUGCUUGGCUGCUGCACGGGGCAGACCCAGGCAACUCCGAGUUGCUGCAGCAAGCAGCGCUCUUCGAGCUGCUGCAGCAGCAGCAGCAGCAACAGCAGCAGCAGCAGCAGCAACAGCAACAGCAGCAGCAGCAACGGCAGUGGACGCCAGAUGUGGCGAGCUUCAACGCAGGAGCAGCACGAGCAGCAGGAGCAACAGCAGCAGCAGCAACAGCAGCAAAUCUGUCUGAGGCUGUCCCCUGCAGCUACAAAGCAGACACCCGGGGUGCCUUUGGCCUCGCAGCUGCAGCAGGAGGGAGAAGGAGACAGUUGAGCGUUGCUGCAGAUAUUUCGAUUAACAAGAAAGGAGACACCGCUCUCUCCUCUCUUUUAGCGUCUCCAUACAGCUCCUUAAUCAUUACAACAAUGACAAAAGCAGCAGCAGCAGCAGCAGCAGCAGCAGCAGCAGGAGUCGCUUCUCCUGCUGCUGCGGGAGUGCAGGGGAGUGAGAGGAAGGCCUCCCCAUCAGUUGCAGCAGGAGCAGCAGCAGCAGCAGCAGAUGCUGCUGCUGCACCUGGAAGCUGCGCUUCCAGGCGCCCUUGGGGUGUACAUCCACCGUGGCGUUGCUUUGCUGCAGCACGAAGUGUGCUGCUGCCACCGGAGCAGCAGCAGCUGCAGCAGGGACUCUUUGGGCGCUUCGGGUGGGGCAUCUACAGCAAAGUGCUUCAUCGAAAGGCAGCAGCAGAGACAAAGCAAAGUGCAAGUAGAGAUGGAGACAGAGACGGAGACAGCAAAGGAGACACUUCACCCCGCUGCAGCAUCAGCUCCGCCUCCUCCACGAAGCGUCCAGCCUCCGCGUCACCAGCAGCAGCAGCAGCAACAGCAGCAGCAGCAGAAUCAGCAGCAGCAGAAGCUGCAGAGGGAUCGGGUCCGCUGCUGCUGUCUUUCCAGCCUGUGGGGUCUCCGUCUGAAGCAGCAGCAGCUGGAGAAGCCUUGGUUGUCUCGCUGCAGCAUAAGGCGAAGAAGACAGCCCCUAGCAUCCCCAGGUGUCUCUCUGUCUCCGUUAAGCUGUCUCCUCAGUUUAAGCGCUGCUGCCCCCCAAGACAACCUGAAGAGCUGAAUAUGCUCGACGUAGCAGCUUUCUGUGAGGCCCGGGGUGCAGCUACACUUGUGCUGCUGCAUCAGCAGCAGCAGUUGCUGCAGCAGCAGCAGCAGCAGGCAGCAGAUAACAGCAAGCCGCAGCAGCAGGAGCAGCAAGCGUCGCAGCAUCUCCAGCCUCUUAGUCUCUCUUGGGGUGUAUGGGCACAUAUAGAAAGGCCCCUUAUACCUGUAUUAGCUGAGCUAGAGAGAAGGGGUUUGUCUCUUUCAGUGUCUCUUCUGAUGCGCGGCUGGCGAUCAAACAGGGGGAUCGGAUCCCCAACCCCGGAGGAGACAGCAGCAGCAGCAGCAGCAGGCGUCCCUAGCCCUGUUGAUGCUGCUUCUGCUGCUGCUGCUGCUGCUGCUGUGGAUGGGCUUGCUAGCCAAGACGUGGGUGCUGCAGCAACAGGAGACCCCAGCGAAGCUCUUGAGGAGCAGAGACAGCUGGAGAGACAGAUAGCGAAGCUAAUAGAGACAUUAACAGGAAGGAGGGAGGUAAACAUUAAUUCGCCUAGCCAACUCGCUGAGGUGCUCUUUGAUGAUCUCCAACUGUCUCCUUCUACAGCAACACUGCCUGGAGGGGCUGGCUCUGAGGGCAAGGCGCUAUGCAGCAGCAGCAGCAGCAGGGGUCGAAGCAACAGCAGCAGCAGUAGCAGCAGCAGUCGCUCCACCGGAGCCGAAGCCUUACAAGCCUUGCUGCGAGAGGCCCGCUCUAAGGAGACAGAUCCCCAUGCCUCUAAGGUGGCUGCGAGGGCCUUUGUCCCCUCGUCUGUUACUCCUUACAAGACACCAGAUGCCUAUGGGUGCUGCAGCAAGGACCUCCUUAGCAGCAGUCUCUCUUCCUUAUCUCCGACUGUCUCCUCAGGACCCCCCAGCUCUGAAGGGGACCUGGUAGUGUCUCCUUUAAGCGCCCCUAAAGGGGCGGAGACCCUGGUGGUGGGAUCGGGAUCGGGAUCGGGAUCGGGAUCGUCUGUGGGGUCACCGUGGCGGUUUGUCUCCAUUGAUUAUUCACAGAUGGAGCUGCACAUCUUAGCGUACCUAUCAAACGAUCCGCAGCUGCUAUAUGACCUAGGAGUAGGAAGAAGAGACAGCAAGGAGACAGCAGCAAAAGGAGACAAUAAGGAGACACCUGAGCGCCCCCACGAUACUUUUAAACUAACUGCCUCUCGUCUCUUCAACUGUCCCCCUGAAAAAGUUACUAAGGAACUGCGAAGUAUGGCCAAGACAGUCACCUAUGGGAUUUUGUACGGGCAGACAGAAGGGGGUCUCUCUAGGCAGCUGCAGGUGUCUCUUAAAGACGCUAGGAGACUAAUAAACUGUUUCUUUAAUGAAUAUAAAAAUGUUCAGAGCCUUAUGCUUACACACACCACGUUUGCGCAUGCAACGGGGACAAUAGAAACUCUUGUAGGCCGCAGCAGACGCCUUCAGAGUAUAGAUAUUGCUGCUGAGAACCUACAGCUGCAGCCUCAUCUUGCUGCGCUGCUUCACCGCAUAGGAGCUCUUAAGGCACCUCUCCGGCAGCAGCAGCUGCAGCAGCAGCAGCAGAAUGGCUCCACAAGCAGCAGCAGCAGCAACAACAACAACAGCAACAGCGCGAGAGGCCGCUACAGGAGACAGGCAAUGAAUACGCCCAUUCAGGGUCUAGCAGCAGAUAUUAUGAAGUAUGUAACAGGAAGGGUGGAGCAGCUGCUGCAGCAGCAGCAGCAGCGGGCUCUUCGCAUGCAAGAACUGGUGCAUAUAGGUGCAGCAGCAGCAGCAGAGGGAGAGCCUUGUUGGAGACAGGAUUUGCUGCUAAGGAGACCCCUGAGGGCCCAGGUGGUGCUGCAGAUUCAUGAUGAGUUGCUGCUAGAAGUGUAUGAAGACGAUGUCCCCUUAGUCUUAGAGUUAGUGCUGCCUCUAAUGCAAAGGGCGUGGGGUCUGCUGCUGGUGGAGACAGAUUGUCUAGAUCGAUAUGCUGCUCUGUUCCAGCUGCAGCAGCGGCUGCAGCAGCGGCUGCAGCAGCAACGGCUCGGGGACCCUCACUACUGCAGCAGCGCAGCAGAGGAGACAGUACUUCGCUGCUCUGCCCUUGAGGCUGCAGGCUUUACCUCAACAGAGCAGCAGCUGCAGCACUGGUUUAAGCUGCCUCCUCAAUAUGAAUGGUUGCGUCCUUUGCUGCAGCGCAAGCUGCCUACUAACGCUAAGGUUGGAAGAGAUUGGGGCUCCUGCUGA